AUGGCUUCCAGCACGACCAAUGGUACUUCUGGUCAUGCCUUGGACCUGACCGUCCUCGGCCUGAACAGCGGGACGUCGAUGGAUGGUAUCGACUGUGCCCUUUGUCAUUUCCGCCAAGAGACUCCCGAGUCCCCGAUGCACUUUGAGCUUUUGAAGUAUGGAGAAAUCCCGCUGGAACCAGUUAUCAAGAAACGGAUCAUGAACAUGAUCCUGCGCAACCACACAUCCCCAUCCGAAUUAUCCAAAGUGAAUGUCAUCCUCGGCGAGACAUUUGCAUCUGCAGUCCAUCAAUUCUGCAAGGAUCAAAAUGUCGAUAUUGAAUCCAUUGAUGUGCUAGGCUCCCAUGGUCAAACGAUCUGGCUUCUCUCUAUGCCCGAACCUGGAGAGACCCGUAGCGCAUUGACGAUGGCCGAAGGCUCAUUCCUAGCCUCACGCACCGGUAUCACCGCAGUGACCGAUUUCCGGGUGAGCGAUCAAGCUGCCGGACGACAGGGUGCACCGCUGAUUGCCUUUUUUGACGCCCUUGUGUUACACCACCCGACCAAGUUGCGUGCCUGUCAAAAUAUCGGCGGUAUCGCCAACGUAUGCUUUAUCCCGCCUGAUACCCACGGCGGCGUGGACGAAUGUUUCGACUUUGACACCGGCCCUGGCAAUGUUUUCAUUGAUGCGGUAGUGCGCCAUUAUACAGAUGGCGAGCGCGAGUACGACAAAGAUGGUGAGAUGGGUGCACGCGGCACCGUCGAUCAAGAGCUUGUGGACGAAUUCCUUCGUCACAAGUAUUUUGCACUUGAUCCGCCGAAGACGACGGGUCGUGAAGUUUUCCGAGAUACCCUUGCGCACGACCUCAUCGCCAAGGCUGAAGCAAAAGGACUUAGUCCUGACGAUGUUGUCGCGACGAUCACCCGCGUCACUGCGCAGGCUAUUGUGGACCACUACCGUCGGUAUGCUCCGAAAGACCUUGAAAUAGCAGAAAUCUUCAUGUGCGGCGGUGGUGCCUAUAAUCCCAACAUCACCGCGUACAUUCAAAAACACUAUCCAAACACUCGUAUCCUAAUGCUUGAUGAGGCCGGCAUUCCAGCGGGCGCGAAGGAGGCUAUCACUUUUGCCUGGCAAGGUAUGGAGGCUGUGGUGGGUCGUUCCAUUCCAGUCCCUACACGCGUUGAGACCCGUCAAGAGUACGUGCUUGGGAAAGUGUCUCCUGGGAAAAACUACCGGCAAGUUCUACGCCAAGGUAUGCAAUUUGGUGCUGGGCGUGACCACCUAGCGCCGGUGAAGGAACUGGUCAACUAUGUCGAUGGCAAAGUUUUCAACAACAAGUGGUAG
Penicillium maclennaniae is the source of this 1323-nucleotide messenger RNA. Its product is annotated as UPF0075 domain protein. Gene Ontology annotation, molecular function: phosphotransferase activity, alcohol group as acceptor; ATP binding. The coding region runs from base 1 to 1323 and encodes 440 amino acids. The transcript is spliced from 3 exons. Lineage: Eukaryota; Fungi; Ascomycota; Eurotiomycetes; Eurotiales; Aspergillaceae. The record is from RefSeq and is a predicted model, not a curated record. Gene Ontology annotation, biological process: amino sugar metabolic process; peptidoglycan turnover.